Molecule: messenger RNA, 1254 nt
Organism: Trichoderma aggressivum f. europaeum
Lineage: Eukaryota; Fungi; Ascomycota; Sordariomycetes; Hypocreales; Hypocreaceae
Exons: 4
Coding region: 1-1254 (417 amino acids)
Source: RefSeq, a predicted model, not a curated record
AUGGAGACGCCAUUGCCGAUUAAUUUACCAAUUGGGCCAAACGAUGAGGACGUCACAAUGCGGGACUCACCCGCGACCGCUGCUGCAGAUCCUAUCCCCAUUGUCAAGGCCGAUACAGAGAAGGAAUGUCCUCCAAGCUCAACACCAUGGCCUCCGUAUACGCCACAGUUUUCAUCUGCGUCGUGGAUCCUUGAUUUUAUGAAAAAUGAUCAAGAGCCAUCACAUUCAAGUUUACCGAAUGGGUCAGAGGCGGCUCCACAAACAGGCGAUGAAAGCAAAGAUGGCUCAAAUGGACAUGAUGGCUCAAGCAUACGCGACACCAUGACGAUGCCCAUAUCGCCGACUCAUCAGCCGUUGGGUAGUGCGGCGAACAUCAUCGCGGCGUCUCAACUUAUUAGGAUGAAGAGGAAGCGAGAGCAGGAUGAAGAAGCCGAUGAUUUCACUCAAAACACAAUGUCGCUUCCCCUACCUGCUCCAACACCAGCGUUAACGCCAUCAGCAACUGAUAUACUGAGAUUUGUGCCAUCAUACACUGAUGCAAGCGAUGUGAUCAAUCGUCGCACAGGGUAUUCUCAAGAGCAGAGCGAGAUGGAGAGACGGCGAGCAAAGAACUUGGCGGCUCUCCCGGAUGACGUCGUUCCAGCCAAAGAAGAACUCGUUGGUUUUUGGCCAGGCCAUGCAUCAGAUGCGGCAUUGACAGAAUACUUUUAUGGAAAGACCAAAACCGAUGUAUUAAAUAUUCUCUCGUUUUGUGAUCAGCUCAAGCCACAAUUGUUGGUCGACAUCAUGGUUUCUGUCGCAAAGAAACACCCCGAUCUGCCCAUAUUUGACUCUCCAGGUUGGAAUGCCAAAGCUCUGAGCGCCGUUUCAGCCAGAGCAAAGCACUCGCAUCAGAGCUCUCGGUCCGCCACGCGGCUGCGACAUGGACACACGGUGAUAGAAUCCAGGGCGAAACACAAACACAAGACUUCUAAAAAGACUAUCAAGAUAGCACCAAUCCCUUUGGAGGAAGAAUCACAGUUGAUGGAUUACGGAGAUUCACUUCCGCCCAUGUGGCCCAAGGCUGGCGAAGGCCUAUAUGCAAAACUUUCUCCAGAGGAUGAAGACCGGGCGUUCUUGUUGGAUGAGAACGACGAGGAGGCGUUCAGUCAUUUCGGGGUGGAUAAAUUUGGCAAGCAGAUUGCGAUUCCUUUUAUCAAACAGUCGUUGUUCAACUUAAUCACUAGCGAGAGAAGGAAUACCAAGCAGCAAUGA